Molecule: messenger RNA, 2198 nt
Organism: Osmia bicornis bicornis
Lineage: Eukaryota; Metazoa; Arthropoda; Insecta; Hymenoptera; Megachilidae
Exons: 5
Coding region: 542-1417 (291 amino acids)
Source: RefSeq, a predicted model, not a curated record
UCAAGUUCAGAUUCGACUAGGCAGGCACCGGAUAAUCAAGUUUUCGAGUGCAUAAUAACUUGGAGACACCAACGACUGGUAGACGAGACGGUUGGUCCUUAUUUCGUAUUCUUGACUUUCGUGUUCAUUCGUGUUUUGCGCAACAAGUUGGACAAAUGAUUAUUACAUGAUUCGUAAGAAAAUGGAAACAGUACAGUAAACCAGUUCAAUAGAAAUGUGCGACGAUAUAAAGUAGUUGCUGAUGAUCGUAGUAGGUGCAUACUUACUAUUAAGAAAAUUCUUGGAAUACUUGGUGGGGAACCAGUUGGCCGAGGAUGGCCAUACAGUUCAUCAUCCCUGCUAGUACAAUUGCGAACGUGCCAGUCGUAACUGUUCAAUGAAUUCGUGUGUGAUAUGAAAUCCGUUUUACAAUCAGGAAUAAAGAAUCAAAUGAUAUUACUAACGCGAUGAACUCGUUCAUUAUUAUUUUUAAUGUUUAAAAUGUGGAUACAGAAAAAUUAUUGGAAGAAAUGAUUAAGAUUAAAUUGGAAUAUCUUAUAAAAUGAAUAUAACAGGAAAAAUGAAGUUAAGUUAUCUUAUUUUAGUAGUAAUUUUUAACUAUGUUUACGUAGAAACACGGGCAAACCAUGAAUCAAGUGAGGAAUAUCUUCAAAAAGUGAUGUUUCAGCUUCAAGAGUUUAAUGUCCCUUCCUCGGUCAACGUUUAUGAUCGUUUAUCGUGGAGAAAUAAUCAUAAGAAUGUACCAACUUAUGAGAAUAAACAAAAUUAUCAGAGAAUUAAUAAGAACGAACGACAAAAUGGAAAUUAUAAGAAUCAAAGCGCACAACGUUACAAUGUACCAAUUAAUGAGAAAAUCGAGUUCCAUCGAGCUGAUUUUGAAAAUUCUCUUCCUUAUUAUCCGUCUCAGCCGUCAACCAUUAUUAAGGUGCAAGAACCUGAAGUACUUGGAUAUACACGAGCGGAACUGGCAGCGAUGUAUAAAAACGCAUUGGACAAAGGCUCAACAGUCAGUUUGUCUUCUUUAACUAAUGCAGUCUCUUCCGGCGAGAUGCCUCAAGUUACGCAGACUCAUGCGGAGUUUCCGGUCAACCAGCCUCUCUAUCAAUAUUAUUUUUUUCCAUUAAAGACAUUCAUGUCAGAAUUCAAAAGAAAUCACGGGUACAAGACAAUCCCUGAACCUGCAUUUGACAAUAAGGUUGCUGCACAAGUCACGCAAACCCAACUAUCACAUCCACUUUUUGCAGCCAUAAGUACGUUUGUUACCAUGGCGAUUGUAUUCAUGAUGAGCGUUCUAUUUUUACCAAAACUUACUCAAUUAGAUAUAUUUCACGCGCGGAGUAUUCAAGACGAUUUCUUUUAUUUAUCGAAUAUCGUUAAAAACGCUAUCGAGCACUAUAAUGUUUUAGAAAAAUGUUGAGAACCUCCGAGUCGAUUCCGUUCUGAUAUUGCCUCCAUGAACCUUAAAUUUCUGUAAUUAGUUAUUAGAUUAAUACCUGUAAAACUGAAAUGACACUUUGUGAUCUGACAAAAUAUAUUUUAUAACAUAUGUAUAUUAUUUAAUUACAUUUGUUAUUAGUUGGAUAAAUUUUAACAAAAAAAACAACACACAGUUAAACAAAACAAUCCUUAUUCAAUAACAUUAUAAUAUACUAAACUUUAUUCUUAAAAAAUGUAAUAUGUAAUGUCUUACAGUUUUCUUUUGUACAUAAAUAUUAAUAGAAUUGUAUAAAGUUAAUAACUAGACGUACCAGGUAUUCGAUUACAGGUAGGUACCCUUUGAGAGGUGGUAGCUGGAGUGAUUUCGAAUAACUUUUUCCUUAACACCUACCAUCAAUCAGAGCCCGCAUACCGCGUAACGGAAAAAGUUGUUCAGAGUUACCCUAGCUACCGCCAACUCAAAGGAUGCCCAUCUGUAGCCAGACACCUUGUAUAUUAAAUAAUACAACAUUAUUAAUUGCUACUAUAAACAUCUACAAGUAUUGUGCAUUUUUGUAAUCAUAGUUUAGUAAUAAAACUAUAGACAUAUAAUUUAUUUUGAUCUAUUCAAGGGAAUGUAUGCGUGUGCGAUUCUAUUUAAGAAUUAUCUAAAUUUGCAAUAAAGAAAUUAGGUAUUCUUGUAAAAGUAUAGCUAUAUAAAUGUUGUGAACUGUACAAUAUGAAGAAUAUAGAGAGGAAGGCACACUCUGGAGUAAUACCUG